AUGUUUUAUCAGGUUAAAGGAUUAAAAACUAAGUUGUCCAUUGAGCCAAACUAUUUAGAUCAAUUAAAAGAUUAAAAGUUCAUAUUAGAAUAAAUCGUAUAGAAAUUAGAAGGCAAGUACUUUGAUGAUGUUGGGUACAUCAUUUGUAUUACUAAAUGCAUGAAUUACAAUUAACAUAUGGAUGAAUAAAUAGAUGCAUUAAUUGAAGAGGAUGGAACUGUUAGAGUAGUGAUUAAAUUUGAAGCCAUAGUAUUCAAAUUAUAGGAAAAGGAAAUAGUGGACGUAGAAGUUUCGAAAUGUGAAGCCCAGGCAGUCUUUGCCAAAUUGGGACCAAUCGAUUUUAUCAUCCCAAGAGAUAAAUUGCCUGCUAAUUUCACCUAUUCUAAUGAAUCAUAUAAAGAAGAAGAUGAAGAAGUGAUAAAAUAAGGUACAAAAUUAAGAGUCUAAGUUUAAAAGACAAAUUAUAAACAGGGAAAAUUAAGAGCAUUCGCUCAUUUGACAGGUGACAAUUUAGACAAUAUUUGCGGCAUAUUGAGUGAUGAUCUGAAGUUAUGA
Paramecium tetraurelia is the source of this 555-nucleotide messenger RNA. RefSeq lists its product as uncharacterized. The transcript has 3 exons. Gene Ontology annotation, molecular function: nucleic acid binding. Gene Ontology annotation, cellular component: RNA polymerase III complex. Gene Ontology annotation, biological process: DNA-templated transcription; transcription initiation at RNA polymerase III promoter. The record is from RefSeq and is a predicted model, not a curated record. NCBI's taxonomy places the organism in Eukaryota, Ciliophora, Oligohymenophorea, Peniculida, Parameciidae.